This is a messenger RNA of Vitrella brassicaformis, 1052 nucleotides long. NCBI's taxonomy places the organism in Eukaryota, Vitrellaceae. The record is from the annotation of a GenBank genome assembly.
GCCCAAUUCGCGGCCCGGGGUGCCCACGCAGUGGGUGCCCCUUACUCGGAAUAAAAGACACCCAAAAAGGAACACCGGAGAUGACGACGCUUGUGGUGGAGCCUCUGGACCGUGAGAUGGAGCGGCAGUUCGUGACUAUUGUCCAGGAGAUUCAGAGUACAGACAGUGACGCCGUCAACAUCCCCCUCGCCGACAUCCUUUCCUACAAGGGCACCCACAACGGCCUUGGGUAUCGAGAUGUCAUGGUCAUCGUUGUGGCGGCAGACCGGGACAGCGAGGGAAAGCUGACGGAGAUAUCAAAACGGGAGAUCAAGAGAGGGCUUCGUGAGCUCCACGAACGUCUUCAACGGACUGCCAGUCGACCAUGCUGGUGUGUGGUCACGGCAGACAGACACGAUGGGCAAACAGACAAGACAGAGGGGAUGAGAGAGCGGUCCACUUCAUUUCUCAUCGUCUUUGGCUGCCUGUGAUGCUUUUGUCGAUCAGGUUCGGGCGAGUGCUUGCCUCGUUGUUCUCAUCGUUCGGUUCCUCAUCAGCGUCGACCAUCUCUGCCUGCAGCACUAGGUCAUCAUCCUACCUGACGGGUGCCCAAUCAAGUGCGGAAUCGGCGAGUACCCAAUCAGCGAGUGCCGGGUCAACAAGCGGCGGAUCAACGAGUGCAGCGGCCGCAGGCAGUGACCAUCAGUCAGCAGCCGGAUCAACGAGUGCCGUUCUGAGGAGGAGAAAGGCAGAGGGCAUGUAGCGAGCGGGGAGGAGCGCAAGGGAGUGGGUAUACGUAAGUGAGAGUGAGUAGGGCCAGAGUGUGAGAGCUGACGCUUCCCCGUCAGACAGACAGACACUGUGUACAUACAUACAUACAAUGUGUGCCUGGUCUGAUAGAGAGGCUUGUUCCUGCUCUGUUUCUCCUCAGUGUUCUGCGGGGUAGCUUAUGUAUGUUUCGGCAAGUAGGUUAUUGACUGUCAUUGUGACAUGCAGUUUCUUCUAAUACUGUACGUUGACGAGAGGAAAUUCUUAGUAGCAUGCGCGAGAAGAAACUCUGAAGUAGAAUAACC